AUGAGGCUUUUCUCUGUUCUACUCGGUGCGGCGUGUGCAUACGCGCUGCACGCUUCGGAGGCCGGCGUGCUCGACUGGCAUAAACCUCAGCUCGGUGUUCCGCUCAUCCAGUCCGCUGCCACUGCCCCCACAUUCCACCGGAGAGAGUACGACACUGGGGCGACGCGCAGUACUGUUCUGACCGCAACACAGAGCAACGUGCUUGCUUCUGUGAACCCAGCGAACGGCUCAAUAGACUGGCGGUAUGUGUUCGACGACGACGACCGCAUUAUCGCGUACCACAAGGACAAUGACGUGGUCGCCGCCUUGUCCGGCGUCGGAGGUGCCAACCUCCGCCUAUUCGACGCAAUAGACGGCGACCUCCUACUGGAAACCCGACUUCAUAGCCCUGAGGCGGGACGACUGUUUGAACCAGAAACUCUGGGCACUGCUAUUUCCUUCGGCUCUGGGGUGCAAGCUGGGGAUGUAUUCGUGCUCACGGACGGACACGUUCUCCGGAGCAUCGACCGGCGCACUGGAGCUGUGAAGUGGGGCUGGAGCGCGCCAGAUCAAACAUCUCUCGUGGUGUAUUCAAAGAUUCUUGUAACGCCGUCGGCCAUCUAUCUCCUCGGGCUCGCCAACUCCUUUGCGUCGUACACGUUGCACAUCAGCACCCUAUCCCCGACUACCGGCGAACUCAUUGCCAGCGGGAACGUCCCUUCUAGCGUCACUACAGGGUUUACCGACGUAGUGGUCGUACGCGACCACAGAACAUCGGAAGUAGAACCGCACAUCGUGUGGCUCGAGGGCAAGGUUAUCAAAUAUUACACUUUGACACCGAGCCUCAAGGCGAAGCCCGCCGUCAUCAAGGGAGCAACCUACCGCUCCCUGCGAGACGUUGGAGUCUCCGCAUAUGGCCAGUUCGUUGCUGUGCAAGAAGAUGGUUCUGGACGGGUGAUUAGACUCAGCUCCGAGGGCUUGAAGGUAAUCUGGGACUUUGCAGACUCUGCGACGUCGCCGCAGCGCUCCGAUGCUAUCUACUCCGGCGGUCUAGACGUCGACGGCCACCCAUACAUCGCCCGGGUCUUCUGGUCACACGCGUUCAGGCAAGCAUCGGCGCACAUCUUCGCGUCACACCUCGCUGAGGGCAAGGGCCUCGUUACGGGAUUCACAUUCCCAUUCAAGACGGCGGAGCACGGCAUUAUCACCCAUCCUUACAGGGUGCUUUCACGGCUAUUCCUGACUACCAGUACGGGAGCUAUUCAGCUCUGGCAGCACGACCAGCAUCAAUGGACGCGCGAAGAGGGCCUCGCCGAUAUUCGUGUCGCCGAGCUCGUCGAACUGCCCGAAAGGAAGAUCGCCUCGCACGCCGGCGUCGAGCAAGAGAACUUUGGGGCGCGUCUCCGCCGGCAACUUUCCGACGCACAGGAUUUCCCGCAGUACGCCGUCAACUUCGUGCGGCGAUUCGUGACAGGCUCGUAUGCCUCCGCGAGCGCCUCCGUUGCGCCGUCCACCAAUGCGACGGAGCCUCUGUCUCGCGAUACCUUCGGCUUUAGAAAGGUGAUUGUCGCCGCUACGUCCCAUGGCAAGGUUCACGGCAUAGACUCGGCGAACGGAGAGGUCCUCUGGAGUCGUGUCUUUGGUCUUGGCUGGGCCGCGCAAGUGGGCGGCCAAAUCAUUCCCGCAAAAUUGUUUGUGACGCGCACGGUCAAUGACGGCGAAAUUCCCCAAGUCGUGCUUGUGACACAGCGAAAAGCAAACAACGGCCUCGUGGACACUGUGCUGUUCCACGUAGAUGCUCUGACCGGCGACGACGCAACAGGCAAAUCUCCGGCCAACGACGUUCUGCAAGGCAAAGACGUCGUCUCUGGCCCGCUUGUAGAGGCAUUCCUCCUGAAAACUGCAUCAGCGCGUGUCGUCGUGCUGCUCGAUGAGUUCCUGCAAGUACACUUGUUCCCCGAAACAGACGAGACCCUUCGCGCACUCGAGAAAGCCGCCCCAGCCCUGCGCAUCCCAUUGAAAACCGGCCCUCCUGGCCAGCGCCAGCUCACCGGUCAUCAAAUUCCUUCGAAUGUCGAGUUCACCGGGCGGUACAUCGCGUACCCGACGUGGACGCUGCCGUUCCCGCCUACCGAGGACAUCCGCACCAUCUUUGCGCGGCCCACGGACCCGGUCGCGUCGCUUGGGAAGGUACUCGGCAACCGCACGACGCUGUACAAGUAUCUCAACCCGAACCUCAUCGGCGUGGUGACGGGCCCGUCGGCAUCUGUUCCCGCAUCCAAGUCGGCGACGUGCGCGGUGUACCUGGUCGACGGCGCAAAGGGUACCGUCAUCUACCACGCGGUGCUGCCGUCCGCGGAGGGCGCGUGCGACGUAAAGGCGGCUCUUGUCGAGAACUGGCUGGUGUACCACUAUUACGACAGCGAGGUGGGCCCCGGCCAGGCGAAGGGCUAUCGCGUCGUUUCCGUCGAGCUCUACGAGGGGCAUGGGAUCGAUGAUAAGACGUUGAGCUCGGACCUGACGUCACUCUCGAAUAAGACCACGUCGGUGAGCAUACACGAGCAGUCGUAUGUGUUCGCGCGCGGCAUCACGACCCUGGCGGCUACCUCGACGAGCUAUGGGAUCACCAUGAAGGACAUCAUCGUUGCGCAUGAGCACGGGCAGAUCCAAUCAGUCCCUCGCCGCUUCCUUGACCCGCGACGCCCGAAGCAGAAGCCAACGACGGAAGAGAUGGAGGAAUGGCUCAUCCAGUACGACCCCGUCAUCCCCGACGACCCGAAGCGCGUCCUCUCGCACAAUUACCAGGUGGCAAAGACGCGCCGCGUCGUGACGUCCCCGGCGCUGCUCGAGUCAACAUCGCUCGUUUUCGCGUACGGCCUGGACCUAUUCUCCACGCGCGUCGCACCGUCGAACACGUUCGACGUCCUCAGCGAGAACUUCAACAAGGUGCAGCUCGUGUUCACCAUCGGUGGCCUCGCGCUCGCGAUCUUCAUCGUGAAACCGAUGGUGGCGCGGAAACGCCUGCGGGAGCGGUGGUACGACUAG
Trametes versicolor FP-101664 SS1 is the source of this 3024-nucleotide messenger RNA. RefSeq names its product DUF1620-domain-containing protein. Gene Ontology annotation, cellular component: EMC complex. Gene Ontology annotation, molecular function: protein binding. The record is from RefSeq and is a predicted model, not a curated record. The transcript is spliced from 12 exons. Bases 1 to 3024 code for a protein of 1007 amino acids. Gene Ontology annotation, biological process: protein folding in endoplasmic reticulum. Lineage: Eukaryota; Fungi; Basidiomycota; Agaricomycetes; Polyporales; Polyporaceae.